AUGUUUGUUCUCAUCUGGUCGGCUCUGUUUGUCUCUGUAAAAGGAAACAUUGCUGACACGGGUGCCUCAGCCUGGGCACAACAACACUGUUACGACGAAGGAUACUGUAUUAAUCUCACUGGGCGGGAACUAACAGCAGAAGCUGGACUCUGUGUUGUGAUCCCGUGUUCUUUCACUACUGCUGAUGGCUUUACACCCAAACAUAUAGUUUGGUACAAAUGUGAAGCAUCUCAAAAAUUUUGCAGUGAUGCUGACAUAAUAUUUCACAGCAACAAAAACACAGACAAAAAAGCUCAGUCUGGGUUUGAAGGACGAGUCUCACGCUUGGAGCCUGAUGUGAGUCAGAACAACUGCAGCAUCAUCAUUAAUGAUCUGAAAGAGUCUGAUUCUGGAUCAUAUCGGCUUGGAGUUACUGGUGAACUGAAUGGACGACAAGAUCGAUUCACAUUCAUUCCAAGAGUAAAUGUUUCAGUUAAAGUUCUUAAUCAGAAGCCCAGAGUAAUGAUUCCCACACUGACUGAGGGACAGCAGGCCACACUGACCUGCACUGCUCCUGGUCUCUGCUCUGGAUCUGUUCCUGAAAUCACCUGGACAUGGAGAGGAGCAGGAGGGUCUGAAUCUUACAUUACAGGAAACAGCGUGGAUUUCAAGACUGAGAAUCUGACUGAUGCAACACAGAGACACAUCUCAACUUUAACCUUUAAUCCUUCAGCUGAACAACACAACACCACUGUUACCUGUAAAAUCCACUUCACAGGUGAAACAACUACAGAAGAGGCUUCAACUUUGAAAGUAAACUAUAUGAAGGACGUUGAAGUCAUUGGGGUGACAAGUGUGAGGGAGGGAAAUGUUCUGAAUCUGACCUGCAGUGUUGAAAGUUUCCCGCCAGCUCAUAUUGUGUGGAAAAAAGUUCCUCCCAACACAAACCUUCAGACUGAAAACACUGACCUGCACUAUGAUACUGGAUCUGCUACACUUGUCAGUCCGAAUGUGACAGCAGAAAAUUCUGGGCAGUACAUCUGUAUGGCAAAACAUCUGGACAAAACACUGACUUCCUAUGUCAAUGUGACUCUGACAUGGCAUACAAAGAUACAGGAUGGCUCUGUAUGUGUGCUUCAGUCAGAGGUUUUGACCUGUGUGUGUAUCAGUGAAGGGUUUCCUUUACCUAACAUCAAAUGGCUGCUCCUAGAAAACCACACUCAGUAUACUCUCAUUACUAUUGUUUCAAACCACACAGUCAACAGCACUGUCAGUCUCACUGUAAAAAACCAUGGCAACAGCACUGUUGGAUUUCUUAGCAACACUGGGCAUGUAGAAGAAAGAGAGAAUCUAAUUUCAGUACUGGAUUUUUAA
This is a messenger RNA of Neolamprologus brichardi, 1353 nucleotides long. NCBI's taxonomy places the organism in Eukaryota, Metazoa, Chordata, Actinopteri, Cichliformes, Cichlidae. The record is from RefSeq and is a predicted model, not a curated record.